This is a messenger RNA of Menidia menidia (Atlantic silverside), 3165 nucleotides long. The record is from the annotation of a GenBank genome assembly. Lineage: Eukaryota; Metazoa; Chordata; Actinopteri; Atheriniformes; Atherinopsidae.
AAAAAUAGCAGACAACUUAUCCAACUAUUAUAUUCUUAUCCAAUUCAAGGCUUUGAGAGAUCUGGAUUCAUUAAUAAUUGCUAUUUCUGAGAGGAUAAGGCAUAUUUCGUUUGUUUGUUUUUUCAUAGACGGUUGAAAACAAUCAGAAAGGCUGCAGUACCGCAUUUGGCCUGAUGGUGGCGCAUGAGAAACAGUCAUCAUUACGAAGUAAACAGAAGACAGAUGUAACCUUCGGCACUCUGCCAUGCCAAGCAAAUGCCAAUUUCAAAAGCGUUUUUUCUUUUGAUCCGGUACGAGGGUGCUGUGAGCAAACACAGGCUCGUGUCUGGGUGGAGGGAGAGGCUUGGAACCCAAUCCCCGCCGGGAGGGCGUCAUGUGGGUGGGACCUAACGGUGGAAGGCGGCUGUCUCUGCGCCGCUGACAAGGAUCAGCUUCAACGGAGGAGGUUAUCGGGCUGUCCGGACAGAGAAGGAUCCCAGAGACCAAACGCAGAUAUCUUUAAAGGAUGUCCCGGGAGCAGCAGGCGGUGGCUGGAGCCAGGAAGGCCUUCGAAACAGGCCGAUGCCAUAAAAAAGGACCUCAAUAAGAGUGAUGUGGGGACACAGCUCUAUGAGACUCUGGGUCUUGAGGGGGAGAUCAGUCUGGCCAUCAGGAAGCUGAAGGACUGGGCAGCCCCCAGGCCCGUGGAAAAAAACCUUCUGACGCUCUCAGACACCGUUUACAUCCAACCGGAGCCUCUGGGCGUGGUGCUGAUCAUCGGAGCCUGGAACUACCCCUGGGCCGUCACCAUCCAGCCUCUCAUAGGAGCCAUCGCUGCUGGUAAUGCUGCAGUGGUGAAGCCCUCAGAGGUGUGUGUGCACACCGCAAAAGUCAUGGAGGACCUACUGCCAUAUUAUAUCGACAAAGAGCUUUACCCUGUGGUUACCGGAGGGGUGUCGGAAACCCAGGAGCUGCUGCGUCAGAGGUUCGAUCACAUCUUCUACACCGGCAACAGCAUGGUGGGCAAAGUGAUCAUGGAGGCAGCCGCCAAACACCUGACACCCGUCACCCUGGAGCUGGGCGGCAAGAGCCCCUGCUACAUCGACAAGAACUGCGACAUUAGCAUAGCUUGCAGGCGUGUUGCCUGGGGAAAGUAUACAAACUGUGGUCAGACCUGCAUCGCCCCCGACUACGUCCUAUGUGACCCGAGCAUCCAGGACCAGGUCAUCGAAGAGGUCAAGAAGUCCAUCAAGGAGUUCUACACAGAAAAACCAAAUACCUGCCCAGACUACGGACGAAUUAUCAACCAGCGCCACUUCAAGAGGAUCAUGGCCAUGUUGGACGACAGCACCAUAGCUGUAGGAGGAGAUAACAAUGAGUCAGACUGCUACAUAGCUCCCACGGUUCUAAAGGACGUGAAACCAGAGUCAAAGGUGAUGCAAGAAGAAAUAUUUGGACCCCUGCUCCCCAUCUUGACCAUCAGUAGCCUCGACGAAGCAAUCAAGUUUAUAAAUAGGAGAGAGAAACCUCUGGCCCUGUACGUCUUCACAGCAGACGACAAGGUGAUAAAUAGAAUGAGAGACGAGACUUCUAGUGGAGGGUUGCUGGCCAAUGACUGUCUUGUUCACUACUCUGUCAGCUCGCUGCCAUUUGGAGGAGUGGGAAACAGCGGCAUGGGAUGCUAUCACGGCAAGCACACCUUUGACCAGCUGAGCCACCUGAGAAGUUGUCUCAUCAAGAAACUGAAUAUGGAGGGAGUGAACAGCAUGCGCUACCCCCCUCACACAGCCAAGAAACUAGGCUGGGCGCGCUUCUUUAUCCUGAAGACCGCGGACCUCGGCUGGAUCGGCAAGGUGGCGCUCUUGGCUGUGCUGGUAGUGGCUGCUGCCGCUGUGCUGCAGAAAUACCUCCAAUGAAAAUGUCCUGACGCUUCUCACGCCAGAGUCUGCCAUCUUCGUUCUACCAGAGGGAACAAAAGCGCAACAUGACUUUUUCUUAUGAGUAAUAAGAAAUCAUGUUAGAAUCUCCAAUAGCGUAGAAGAGCACAUUUUCAGCGUUGCCUUAAUCCAUUUAUCACUUUAAUAAUAGACUUAUUAACUGUUAAAAUGCACGGAGAUAUUGAUUUUCAUGAAGAAUUACUCGUUCUCAUACAGGGGUCUAAUAUUUUGGUCGCUUCUAUGUUUCAUUUGAAUUUCGUAGAGCAGGUUUAUUAUGAAUCAAAUCAAACUUAAAUUAUAUAGCACUUUUCAUACAAAGACAGCACAUAGUCCUCUACAUGAUAAUAUCACUCCCACCCCAAAAAACUCAAACAUCACUGAGCAAACCCAUAAAACCCCACUACCAAGUAGUCGUGUCCCUGGUGUGGAAGAUCCCCUUGAGGAAGAACAAUUGAAAAGUAAAAAUAAUUUUUAAACAAACCCAAGGGCAAAAAGAAUGAUGAAAGCAAACAUAAAACAAUAAGUACAUAAAUAAGUAAUUAAAUAAUCAAAAGACUGAUAUUUAGAAGUAAAUGAAAUAAGAAACUGAAAUAACUUCAAUAAAUAGAAUUUAGCCAUGAGCUCAUUUAAAAAUGUAGGUCUUGAGCCUCAUGGGUCCCGAGGGCUCACCAUUUAAAAGCAGCCCAGAUAAACAAGAAGGCCCAUUAAGACCAUAAACAAUUAAAAGAACCUUAAAAUCGAAAACUGAAAAGCGCUUUUAAUCACACUUUAUUCACAAGUUAAUUUGUAAAGUUGCUGUAGGAUUUACAGUACGAUGUCAGGUUUAAGGAAUACAUGAAGGACUGGACGAGUAAAGUCGGUCUAUUUUAGGAAUGAGUCUGUUUUUAUUGUCACUACAGAUCAUGUUGUGCCUGUUCUCAAUCGGUGAUGAUCAGCCGUUAGCAUGAUGAUAAUGAUGAUAAUAUUAGUUCAGUGCGGGUGUUUUAUGUGGCCCUGAGCCAACUUUAGCUCAUCAGAGUCAAAUAGGAUCAUGUGAAGGAUGUUUUUUUAAUUUCUUUUUUAUUCAGUCUUCCUCAGAAAAAAAACUCCUUUAACAAAUGUAAAUAUUCUUUAAAACGAUUUUCUGAUCAGUCUACAUUAUAAUGUUUAUCAUGCCGUUAACAUUUCAAGACUUUGUCAUUUCAAGAAGACAUGAUAUGUAAAAGUCUGUCUGAACUAACUGUUUAAAUAAACAUAUUCCUAAACGGUA